AAAAUUUUUUUUUUUUUUUUUUUUUUUUUUUUUAAUGAUAUCUUAGUGUAUGGUAAGGAUGUGACAUCACAUGAGCAUCAUUUGGAGGAAGUGUUCAUCGCUUUAGAAAGGCAUUAGUUGAGCGCAAACAAAAAGAAAUGCCUGUUUGCUCAACCACGGAUAGCAUACUUCCUCUUGAAAGUUCUCUCCCUUCAUUGAUUGAUCUCGUUCCCACUGAAAGAGAAGAGAAGGUUCCCUCUACUUCAAGGGGAAUCGAAGAAGGCACUGAAAGAGAGAGUGAAACUGGGGCAAGAAGAACUGAAGGCUCAAAAGAUUCAAUGAUUGCUGUUGGUAGCCGGUCGAUAAGCAGUAGCUACAGGAUGAGAGCUAAGCUUGCCAGCUGCCAACCAAGCCAAGGAACUUCGGGGUUUCUUGGGAUUAAUAGGCUAUUACAGGAGAUUUGUGGAAGGUUAUGGCACCAUCUUUUGGCCUCUCACCCAACAGUUAAAGAAAGAUUCCUUUGGCUGGAACGAUGAAGCGGAGGAGGCAUUUGAACGGUUAAAGCUGGCUAUGAUCACGGUCCCAAUUUUAGCUCUCCCUGACUUCUCGAAACCCUUCAUCAUUGAGACAGAUGCUUCGAGUUGUGGGGUAGGGGCAGUACUCAUGCAGGACCAUCAGCUUAUUGCAUUUUAUAGCCAAGUGUAACGACCCGGGUCUCUGUACCCAAGCCGUUAGCCUACGUACUGUCCGCUUUGGGUGGGCCCUGCGCUCACUUACCCCUCACGGCUUUCUGUCGCGUCCCCCAGAAUUCGAACUCAUAACCUUUCCCUUAAGCAAUACUGGGACAAGUAUUGUUUAAGGGAAAGAUUAUGAGUUCUCAAGUUAAGUAUUGCUUAAGGGAAAGGUUAUGAGUUCGAAUCUUGGGGGACGCGACAGAAAGCCGUGAGGGGUAAGUGGGCGCAGGGCCCACCCAAAACGGACAGUACGUAGGCUAACGACUUUGGUACAAAGACCCGGGUCGUUACACUAAGCACCGUCAACAAAGUCUCGGUAGAAGUCCAUCUACGAGAGGGAGUUGAUGGCCGUUGUGUUAGCAAUUCAGAAAUGGAGACACUAUGUAUUAGGAAGGAAGUUUGUCGUUCGCAUAGGCCAACGCAGCCUUAAAUACCUCCUGGAAUAAAGUGAUACCAGGGGACUUCCAGCGUUGGGUGACCAAGCUGUUGGGAUUCGAUUUCGAGAUCCAAUACCAGCCGGAUUGGAAAAUAAGGCAGCUGAUGCACCAUCACACAUUCCCACUCCUAUUGAACUGAGGACACUCACCUUCUCCAAGCUGUUGGAUGCACAGUUGAUUGAGACUGAAGUGGAAAAUGAUCCAUUGUUAUCCAAAAUCAAGAAGGACUUGCAGGGGGAACCGGAUGCACACCCGCGUUACUGAAUCCUUUAGGGGAAGUUGCUAUACAAAGGGCGACUGGUAAUCUCUCGGACUUCAGCCUUAAUUCCCUCCCUGCUACACCAGUUCCACAGUAGCACGUUGGGAGGCCAUUCCGGGUUUCUUUGCACUUUAAGCGACUGACCGGCAGCUUGUGCUGGACGGCGAUGAAGGCGGAUAUCAAGAAGUUUGUUGCGGAAUGUCCAGUGUGCCAGCGAAAUAAGAUCAUGGCUCUAUCUCCGGCAGGGUUAUUACAGCCUCUACCGAUUCCCCACCUCAUUUGGGAUAACAUUUCAAUGGGUUUUGUGGAAGGACUACAAAUCGGGAGGGUACAAUACCAUUCUAGUCGUGGUGGAUCGUUUAAGCAAGUACGCACAUUUUGUGCCCCUUAAACACCUCUUUACAGCAGCUGGGGUCGCAACAGUUUUCGUCAAAGAAAUUGUACGCCUCCACGGAAUUCCCAGUUCCAUUAUUUCAGACAAGGACAAGGUGUUCUUAAGCCAUUUUUGGACAGCUCUUUCGGAUGCAAGAUACUUUCCUUCGACGAAGCACGGCCUAUCACCCUCAAUCCGAUAGGCAAAUUGAAGUAAUUAAUAGAUGCCUGGAAACUUAUCUUCGCUGCUUCACGUACGAUCAGCCCAAACGGUGGUAACCAUCGCUCCCAUGGGCUGAGUAUUGGUAUAAUACAACGUUUCACUCUUCAACAAAUACAACGCCCUUUUGGGCAAUAUAUGGUCGGGACCCCCCUCCAUUAAUUCGCUAUGGCAAUCAAGUUACAGCUGUAGCGACGGUGGAACAGCAGUUAAAAGACCGGGAUCUUCUCCUCCGUGCUCAAGAAAGGAUGAAAAAAGAGGCGGACAAGCACAGACGUGAUGUUCAGCUGGUGGUUGGGGACUUGGUUUAUGUUAAGCUGCGGCCUUGCCGCCUUCGUUCAUUGGCCAGGAAGGAGAAUGAAAAAUUGGGGCCUAAGUAUUUUGGUCCGUUUGAGGUAGAAAAUCGUAUAGGGCCAGUUGCAUAUCGUCUGAAAUUGCCUCCUGAAUCUACAAUACAUCCUGUCUUCCACGUGUCACAGCUGAAGAAGGCAGUGGGGGCAACUGAGGCAAGCCAACUAUUUCCAUCUCAGAUUGAGGCGAACCUUGAAUGGGUUGUGGAGCCUGGGCUAGUCUUGGAAGAACGUCCUGGUGAAGAAAUUCUGAUAAAAUAGAAGGGUCUACCUACGACCGACGCAACCUGGGGAAUCAGCAGAAGCUAUCCUCAAACACUUUCCAAGUUUCCACCUUGAGGACAAGGUGUCUUGGAAGCCCGGGAGUACUGAUAAGCCACCGAUACACUUCACCUAUUCUAGAAGGAUCAAGAAGGGAGGGAAAACAGAAUCUGUUGGAAAGCAUGUGCUGGGGGAGAAACAGUUAGGAAAUUAGCUAUAAAUAGAGGUAGAAGCUAGUAGAGAAGGCAGGCAAUUAACAAGUGAGGAAAGAGGUCGAGUAUUAGUUCCGUUUAUGUAAUUCUCUUCAGUUCUUCAAUAAAAGAUCUAUUUUAAUAUCUCACUCAAUUCUUCUAUAGUUUGAAUCCUAUCAUAUACUUAGUCCCCAUCUUAUCGCCCAAGUAGCAAGUUGAUCCCCACCAGGAGUGUGUUGCUCUUCAAUCUUUCACUAUAUUUGCAUAAUGACGAAGGAAUUUUUUUCAAUCUCCGUUAACCAUCACGUGGUUUUCAUAUAUCUAACUUCAUGAAGAUAUAUUAUAUUUUCCAACUUGGUCUGGUUAGCAAAAAUUUGAAGUGAGAUAUGUUUCCAUGAGGUAGCAACAUGAUGGUUUAAUGGAGAUGACCUCUUUUAUUGGAAACAAAUUAUGCAAUUAUAUUGUAAGGUUGAGAAUGAAUUUGUCCCUUUUGAAAGGUUGGGACAAACUUGCUAAUUAGGCAAUAAGUUUGGAACCAACGAUGUGAGUUCCCCCCUUCCCCUUUAAGAAUGAUAAAAGAAUAAGUAAUGCGCCAUUUCAUCCUUUGGCUUUUACAUCCCUCUCUUUUUGACUCUGUUUCAAUUUUCUUCUUGUU
This is a messenger RNA of Olea europaea var. sylvestris, 3458 nucleotides long. RefSeq lists its product as uncharacterized. The record is from RefSeq and is a predicted model, not a curated record. NCBI's taxonomy places the organism in Eukaryota, Viridiplantae, Streptophyta, Magnoliopsida, Lamiales, Oleaceae. The coding region runs from base 138 to 515 and encodes 125 amino acids. The transcript has 2 exons.